AUGCUGAAUUUGGUGGGUUUUCUAGGCAAAAAUUGAAUUUUCUAUUCAUCUGGCACUGAUUUUUCCCGAUUUUUUCAGCGGCAAAUAGCUGUUUAUCGAUUUCCUUCCAAUUUUCUCCGUUGCAGGGAUCAGGACCAGCGGCUCCGGCGGCCGGCUCGGCGACUCCGAUCGCAAUUCGCCGUCUGCAAAAGGACUACGCGAAGCUGAUGACGGACCCGGUCGACGGGAUCCAGGCGCUCCCGAACGAGGACAACAUUCUCGAGUGGCACUACUGCCUCCGCGGCUCCACAGACACACCCUUCCACGGCGGAUACUACUGGGGAAAAGUGAUUUUCAAGGAGAACUUUCCCUGGUCGCCGCCCGCCAUCACAAUGAUCACGCCCAACGGACGGUACGGCUCCGAAUGCGAAAAAAACUGAAAUAUUUCGGGUCAGAGAUGGGCACCGUCUCUGACCCGAAAAAGUACUGGGGUCGUAGGGAAGCUCUAUAACAAAAAAGCAAAAAAAAGAAAGAUUGUCAUCUUCCCCGCCAAUUUCCAUUAUUGCAGUUUCGCGACGAACACUCGGCUGUGCCUCUCAAUUUCGGACUAUCACCCGGAGACGUGGAAUCCGGGAUGGACAGUAUCGGCGAUUCUCAUCGGCCUGCACUCUUUCAUGAACGAAAAUCAGCCGGCCGCCGGUGCCGUUUCGAUGACGCCACAGGAGCAGAGGAACUUUGCCGUCGCCAGCAAAGAGUUCAAUGUGAAAGUGCGUUUUUUUUGGCGAAAAACGCGAAAAAGUCGCAAAUUUCGUUCAAUUUCAGUACCGCGAAUUCCGUCGUUUCUUUCCGAAUUUGGUGAAAGAGUGGACGGGAGUGACUCCGACGCCCGACGAGCCGAACGUGGCGCCCGUCAUGCUUCCCGAACACGCGACGCCCAACGGAAUACAGGUUCGAGAUUUUCUAUAAAUUUCACAAUUGCCCUUUCGUUCAGGUGCCGACGCUUCCGCAACACUCUCGUGGCUACAUGGCCGCGUUCGGUGGCAUGGAGGAGAUGAUGAAUGCGUUCCGCGGAGCCUAUCCGCACGCCCCGCCCCCUCCGCCCAAUAUGGCUGUUCAACCGCCUGCUCUCGCCGGUUACGGUAGGUGAUUGCUGAAAACGGCGAAAAACGUGCGAUUUUUGCAGACAUGCCCCCGCUGCCGCCGCUUCUGCAGAUCCAGCCGGCCCAGAUGGUGCCGGUGCCAGUGGUCCCCGGGGCGCAGUUCCUUCCGCCGCCACCGCCGCCGCCCGUCCAACGAAUGCAGUUGCGCGCGCGCGGAGGGAACAUGCCGAACGGACAGCCGGUCGGCAACGAUCAGGACCGUCGCGUCCAACUUUUGCACCGUUUCGGAAUGGCCCGCGCGGCUCCUGCUGCUCCGGCUCCGGCUCAGGCUCCGGCUCCGGUGGUCGGAAGAGGCGCCCGACGCGCACGGCCUCCGCCGCAGGUCUGUGAGUUUCUUUUUCGUGCUUCUCUUUGUUCGUUUUGGCCUCAUAGCCCCUUGACCCUUGCAUUAUUGUGUACGCUUUUCGCUUUUCGCUUUUGGCCGCCUUCUCGCCUCUUCAUCGAAAGCGACUUCGAAAUAGACUUUGUCUCGAAAUGCAAGUGUUCUGAAAAAAUCCGAAGAUUUCCCCGCAAUAGUAUAUUAAUGUGACGCUUUGAUUAUCCGACUUUUCCCGGUAACAGGCGCAAACGCGCUCUAACGCAACAGUGCCAUUUCCGAACACUUGUAGAUAUUUCUAGUCAACGUCUCUUUCGAAGUCAAGUUUCAUUUACAUUAGAAACACUUUAAUUCCGAGACAAAGUCUAUUUCGAAGGCGCACCCUUCGCCUGUGCACUCGAUUUUCAAACGCGUCAGUCGAAAUGUGUUUUAAUUUUUGCAGAAUCGCGGACAACCGACACCGAAAAUGGCCCGAAAAGGCGACAACGCGGACAAUGCGAUAACGCUCGACUAG
Molecule: messenger RNA, 1969 nt
Organism: Caenorhabditis sp. 36 PRJEB53466
Lineage: Eukaryota; Metazoa; Nematoda; Chromadorea; Rhabditida; Rhabditidae
Source: the annotation of a GenBank genome assembly